AUGCCGACGCAUGCGACAGGCGUCUUCAAACGCAAAUGGAUCACAAGUUUCGACCAAUCGCUAACACAAGAAAGUGUCAAUAAAUCCAUUGCAAUGGGCACGCAAAGGCCGAAGGCUCUAAGUGAGUCCGAUUGGAUUGCUAAUCGUAGUCCAGAACACAUCAACAAGGUGGGUAUUGUCAAGUACAACCUCAACCAUGCCACCAAGGUUGUGGCCCAAAUGCAUCGUCUAACGAGGUUGGUGACAUGCACAUGA
Blastomyces gilchristii SLH14081 is the source of this 255-nucleotide messenger RNA. RefSeq lists its product as uncharacterized. Bases 1 to 255 code for a protein of 84 amino acids. Lineage: Eukaryota; Fungi; Ascomycota; Eurotiomycetes; Onygenales; Ajellomycetaceae. The record is from RefSeq and is a predicted model, not a curated record. The transcript is spliced from 2 exons.